Molecule: messenger RNA, 2205 nt
Organism: Fundulus heteroclitus (mummichog)
Lineage: Eukaryota; Metazoa; Chordata; Actinopteri; Cyprinodontiformes; Fundulidae
Gene: prr36a
Product: transcriptional regulatory protein AlgP
Exons: 5
Coding region: 494-2185 (563 amino acids)
Source: RefSeq, a predicted model, not a curated record
ACGUCACUCCUGUUUUGCAUAACCACCAGUGUGUCCGCGGCUUUGAUUGGACCGCUUGCGGGAUUUGCUCUAUAUCUCGGUUCUUUUUCUUUUGUUGUUGUUUGUUUAAAUCUGUGCCGACCACGCUUCUCCGUUGUUCUGCAGCUGGACGCCUCGUCACUGCCCCUCUCCUCUCCUCUCCUCUCCUCCCUCCCCUCCCCGCUCGGGUCCAUCUUCAGGAGGGAGAAGCGCCCGCCUGUCGCCGUUCAGACGCGGAGGGAAGCGCACGCGGAGGGACGCUCGCACCAGGGCGCGCGGCUCCAUUGUUGGUUGGGGGGAUAUUGACCGGUUCGUGGCGACAUAUUUGCUCGGGGCAAGCGAGGAGCUGCUUCACCAUCUUCAAGGGAGCCGAAGAGCCGCGUCGACGGCCAGAAGGGCGUUAAAGUUUAAGAGCACUUGGCCACAUCGCCCGGGGGUGACCAUCCAGCACUAAACAUACCAACCCACGAAGGGGAUGAAGCCGGAUGGAGCUGCUAUGGAGGCCCAGGAGCCCGGUGAAGCUGCUGCAGUAGCGGAGCCCUCGGCUCAGGAAACCGUGGCGGAGGAAGCCCAACCGCGACCCGACGCAGCACCCGGGGCCGCUCAGAAGGCCAAUGGCAAUCCUAAAGCAGCGGAUCCCAAGCUCCCAAAAAUCCCCAAAACGGCUGGAAGUAAAGUCCAAUCGACAGCCUCCUCUGGUGUGGCUGGAUCCAACUCGCGGGCAGGAACUGCUUCACACCGCGCGGGGAAGGACGUUAAAUCCUCCUCCGCCGGGCCUGCAGGGAAGAAAGCAGGAGGAGCUCCAUCAAAAGCCCCCGCUGCUGAAGCUGCAGCUAAAAGACCCGUAGGCGUCGCGGCGGUUUCAUCCACAGCUAAGAACCAAACGAGAGCGCUUGACAAGAGGCCCGUCGGACCCUCCAGGGCUACCCCUUCACAAGAUGCAGCCGUGCCCAAAGGGACCAAACAGAGGCCACCCAGUGGCACAGCUAAGAGGCCAGCAGCGGACGCCGCUAACGGAGCUAGACCAAAAACCACAACUGCUCCUAACAGACCGGUCAGUGCAGCCGCUCCAAAACUCAACCCAUCCACGGUAGCAAAACCUGCAGCCACAUCCAAAGCAACCAGGCCGGCUGCAGGUCCCCCAACAUCUCGAACAACAUCCACGCUGUCCAAGGCCGCUGCAGCAGCAAAGCCGUCCACCGCUGCUCCUGCCAAGGUUGCUUCUUCAAGAGCCGCUGCGCCUCCAUCUGCUGGCCGGGCCGCAGUAGCACAGCCCAACAAAAACACGGCUGCUGCUAAGAAAGAUGUUAGCAGACCACCUCCUGCUGCCGCUGCCAAGAAACCCUUUACAGCAACAGCGCCGCCUGUGGCCAAAAAGAAAGAAACUUCUCGACCAGCUGCUCCAGUGAAGGUCAGCUCUCUGGCCACAGCACCAGCAGCCGCAAAGGCCGCAGAUCCCAAGGCGUCUCAGGCCAAAGCUCAGCCGCCUGCAAAAACCACUCCAGCAAAGAAACCUGCAGCCGCCGCUCGCUUCCCGCUGCUAAACAGACCCCCGCUGGGCCAGACGCCGCCGCCCCCUUCUCCUGCAAGCAGACCCUCUCGCACCACCAAGCCCGCAACCCCCGCAGCAAAACGUGGACCCAAGCCCACUCAGACGGUCUCACCUUUCACAAAGAAGGCUUCCAACCCGGAUCCGCCUGCUGCCGAGGCCCAGAGCACCGCCGCUCCAGUGACAGCGGCUGAAUCUGUCCGGGUGGCAGCGAGCGUAGCCGAGCCUACGGUGGCCUGUGAGGAGACUGCUGCUGCUGCCUCUGCUGGAGAGGAGGUCCAAACCCAUGACUCGGCCAAGCAUGAAAGAGACGUGGAACCAGAAGAGGUUGGUCAGCCUGGGGAGGAAGCCCCCCCACCGUCUCAAAGCCCAAUCAGAACCACUUUGCCACAGACCUCCCCUUUAAAGGAACAAUUGGAAUAUUCUGCUGUAUCACUAUCCGGGGAGCAGCAGCUCUCUUCCCCAGUCCAAGGCCUCCUCACCAACUGUGGCCUCUUCUGCGGACCUGCCCCAGGAACCCGAGUCCCUGCCAGCAGAUCCCACCCCCCCUACACCUGCACAACACCUCAAAGAAGAAGGCCCUGUCCUACACACAGCUCCCCCUGGGAAUCUAAAUGAAGAGGACGAUGAGGAGGAGC